AUGGAAGUCGAAGCCGCUAAAUCUACUGAAAUCCGCUGCCAAGAGAUGUCGAAGGGCGGUCUGGCGUAUGAGGUGAUCUUGGCGGAGCCUGUGGGCGUGCCGGUACCUCGACGUGCUGACUCCCCUGAAAAGACACCUUCAGUCGAAGAGAUUCAAGAGAAAUUGAGAGCAGCCGAAGAGAGGAGACGUAGCUUGGAGGCGAGCCGGAUGGCUGCUAUCGCGCAGAAGAUGGCGAAAAUCGAAGAAGCAUCUCGGAUCCGUAGUGAACAGACGAACAACUUCAUCGUAACUACGAAGGAGGCGCUCGACGCCAAGAUGGAGACGCACGAAGAGAAGCGUGAGGCGUAUAUCAACGAGCUGCGAGCGCGUCUCAAGGACCACUUGGAGGCUGUCGAAAAGACCAGGUUGACACUUGAGCAGCAGACAGCGGAAGUUUACAAGGCGAUCGAGGAGAAGAUGAACACGGCCGCUGACAAACGCGAUGAGAACAUUAAAAAGAUGCUGGAGCGACUUCGUGAACAUGAGGAGCAGGUUAAGAAGGUGCGUGCAGGCAACCAGGAGCGCUUCCAGCAGCUCGAGAGCGCCAUCCAGGACAAGCUGCAGCAGGCUGCUGACCGCCGCCUGCUCCUCGAGGCCGAGCAGAAGGAGAAACUACGCAACCACAAUAUUAAGCUAGCCGAGGUUCGUUCGGCCGCAACGGCGAAAGUCGAAGUAAUCACUAAGGACAUCGAAACUAAACUGACAACCGCUGAACAAAAUAGGGAGAAGGAAAUUCAGAAGAAACUAGAUUUCGUCAAAAAGGAGGAGCGGCGCGCGGAGCUGGUGCGGCAGAACAAGAGCGCGCGCGUGGACGUGGCCGCGCCCGCCACCUUGGGCUAG
Arctia plantaginis is the source of this 879-nucleotide messenger RNA. Lineage: Eukaryota; Metazoa; Arthropoda; Insecta; Lepidoptera; Erebidae. The record is from the annotation of a GenBank genome assembly.